UAAGUUUCAUUGCUUAAUCUGCCAUGACAUGUUAUCAUAAUUUCCUUUGUCUAAAAAAGACUAACGAUAUAACUGUGAAGAAUUGCUUUUGAUCCUGAUGGAUCAGACAUUCCAUAAAACAGAUAAGUCAAAAAAUAUAUAGGGCAAACAAAAAAACUUGCACGAAUAAAUCCGGAUUUAAAUGAAUCCGAUCAUGCAGGAAGGAUGUCCCCCUUGUGAAGGUCAACGACCAAAAGGCACCGCUCCACGGAAAGAUCAGAUAGUCACAAAAGACAUCCAGUUGAAAGCAGUAUGGGAAAACUUGAGACACCUUCAAAAGAAGUGCGAUCAUUAUGAAGCGAACGGCAAGGUUAAACAAGAUCGUAUUGUUGAACUGGAAGCGGAACUAGCUGUCCAGGGUCAAUUUGUCGACAAGUCGCAAGAAACAUCAACAGAACAACGUUCGAUUCAGUUUUCAGAAAUGAACGCCCCUCGAUCGGAGAUGGUUGAUCAACUAGAAGAAUAUGAGAAAUUAGCUAGCGGUAAAAAUCAGGAUGAAAUACUCCUUCAAAUUCGUACAAAGUUAUUGGACAGUAUCGAAAAAAGCAAACAGGCGUUCAUAGCACGAUCUGAAGUGUUCCUAAAUGGCGAAGGAUGCAGCAAUUCUAGCGGUGAAUCAAGCAGAACGCGGAACAUUCUUCUGGACGUUUUAGCAGAAAGACAGCGACGGUGUUUCAGACAGGAGCAAGUUAUCAGUGAAAUGGAGCACAAAAACCGCAUCUACGAAACCAGGUGCAUCAACUUAUUUGAAACGAUGCAGCGCUAUAUCAAGGAGAACCGUGAGAUGCGUGCAAUGAUAAGGAUGAAAUGUGCGCCGAGUGCACUUAUUAAAGAAUUCAAUCAACCGGCUAAUGAAGAUCGUUCUUUGGAGAUUCUAAGAAGAUAUCGGAUGCAUACAUUGAUGCCGGAGGAGAUACACCCAAAUCUUGAAGUCUUUCACGGUGAAGAGGAGAAAAUUACUGGGAGAAUUAUUUAUGAUAGUGGGAUUUUAGACCAGGAAGUAAUUGAACAUAAAACUGAACCAAACCAACAAACAACAUAGAUAGGAAAUAUUGGAUAUAGGCAAAUACAUA
This is a messenger RNA of Armigeres subalbatus, 1112 nucleotides long. RefSeq lists its product as uncharacterized. The transcript has 4 exons. NCBI's taxonomy places the organism in Eukaryota, Metazoa, Arthropoda, Insecta, Diptera, Culicidae. The record is from RefSeq and is a predicted model, not a curated record. The coding region runs from base 182 to 1081 and encodes 299 amino acids.